GAAGUCAGUUUGCCAGAGACACUGUGAAAUGAGGGAUUAGAGUCCGGGACCCAAGAAACAAGAGCAGCAGCCAAAAGACGAGCGAACGGGCUCCGAAGAGACUUAUAUUGAGAGGUCUGCCAUGGCCUCCCUUGGCGUCCAACUGGUGGGUUACAUCCUAGGCCUUUUGGGUCUCUUAGGCACAUCGAUUGCCAUGCUGCUUCCCAACUGGCGAACAAGUUCUUAUGUUGGUGCCAGCAUCGUGACAGCCGUUGGCUUUUCCAAGGGCCUCUGGAUGGAGUGUGCUACUCACAGUACGGGCAUCACCCAGUGUGAUAUCUACAGUACACUUCUAGGACUUCCUGCUGACAUCCAGGCUGCCCAGGCCAUGAUGGUGACAUCCAGUGCUAUGUCCUCACUGGCCUGCAUUAUCUCUGUGGUGGGCAUGAGAUGCACAGUGUUCUGCCAGGAAUCUCGAGCUAAGGACAGAGUGGCUGUUGUGGGUGGAGUUUUCUUCAUCCUCGGCGGCAUCCUGGGUUUUAUCCCAGUUGCCUGGAAUCUUCAUGGCAUCCUCCGGGACUUCUACUCACCCCUGGUUCCUGAUAGCAUGAAAUUCGAGAUUGGAGAGGCUCUUUACUUGGGCAUUAUUUCAGCCCUGUUCUCCCUGGUGGCUGGAGUCAUCCUCUGCUUUUCCUGCUCUUCUCAGGGGAAUCGUACCAACUACUACGAUGGCUACCAGGCCCAGCCUCUUGCUACUAGGAGCUCUCCAAGGCCUAGCCAACAGCCCAAAGCCAAGAGUGAGUUCAACUCCUACAGCUUGACUGGGUAUGUGUGAAGAACCAGGGGCU
This is a messenger RNA of Chionomys nivalis (European snow vole), 827 nucleotides long. It is a transcript of the gene Cldn2, whose product is annotated as claudin 2. Gene Ontology annotation, biological process: calcium-independent cell-cell adhesion; bicellular tight junction assembly. Gene Ontology annotation, molecular function: structural molecule activity. The transcript has a single exon. NCBI's taxonomy places the organism in Eukaryota, Metazoa, Chordata, Mammalia, Rodentia, Cricetidae. The record is from RefSeq and is a predicted model, not a curated record. Gene Ontology annotation, cellular component: bicellular tight junction; plasma membrane. Bases 122 to 814 code for a protein of 230 amino acids.